ACAGUGCCGACUGUCACAGAAACACGUGUAAGAUCGCAGCUGUGAUAUCUGCCAGCAAACUUUUAAGAUUAAGCUUGACAUCGAUGUGAGACAACUUAAUCUCACCAGAAGAGGGCUCAGUUUUGUACCUGAUUUAUCAAAGUUUUCAAUGCUGAGAUGUGUGUGGCUCAACAAUAACAAGAUCAGAGACAUCUGCAGAACUUCAUUUAACUGUUGCCUGACUGAACUCUAUCUGCAAAACAAUGAUCUCAUCUCUAUAUCAGGAGCGCUUAGACACCUGAGCUGUCUGUGUGUGUUGCUCCUGCACAAUAAUCAGAUGAAGUUUUUGGACGAGACUGUAGAAGAGCUAAAGAACAUGCAGGACCUUCAUACUCUCUCUUUAUAUCUGAACCCCUUCACACAAUAUCCUGAAUAUCGCCAAUAUGUGCUCUAUCAUUUACCAUCUCUGCAGUUGUUAGACAGAAAAGAGGUGAAGCUGGAGGAGAGAAAGGAGGCAUUUAAGAUGUUAAGCACAGAAAGACAGAGGGUGUUGGAUUCAAUUGCCUUUGGCAGGCGAGCACUACCGCCCCCUGCAGGAAGAAAAAACUAUAAAGUCAAGAAACCAGCAAGUCAACAUGGUGCAAGGAACAGGUGUACAACGUCAGUGCUACAUGGAUGUUUCGAUUUUGAGUCAAAUGUUAUAAAAAAAUAUAACAGGCAUCUGUGUUUUUUCUUUAGUUGCUUUUCUGAUAGCACAGAAAAGCCAUCAGUGAUCACACUGACUCAAAAGUCCAUCGUACAGGUCAGGAUUAUGGACUGGAGUGGAACCAGAAUGGCACAGUGGAACCAAGUAAAGCCUCGAUCGAACCGGCAGCUGACAUACUAA
Paramisgurnus dabryanus is the source of this 865-nucleotide messenger RNA. RefSeq names its product leucine-rich repeat-containing protein 72. The record is from RefSeq and is a predicted model, not a curated record. Lineage: Eukaryota; Metazoa; Chordata; Actinopteri; Cypriniformes; Cobitidae.